UAAUCAGAAAAGCCCCAACUGACAGUUGAACACCAGCUGAGUAUUCAUUUGACAUUUCAUAUCGCAUGCAUUUCUUCCGUUUGUGCAGAUUGUUUAGAAAAUCGCGUUUUUAAUUCUUAAAUUUCUCAAAUGGCUACUCGUGGUGCAAUACUUUUAGGGCAAUGCAUGCCUUGCAUUAAAAAAAACGCUUCCAAAAUACGCAUACGACGCAUGGAAUUCGAUAAGAAUCUGAACAUGUAUUUCAAAAAAGAUGAAUUCUUUUUUGCUCACGAUCCUGAAAAAGUGUGUAAAACAGGCGAUGUCGUGCUAAUAAGUGAGCUGCCGCAACGUCUGACCCGCCUAAUCUCGCACAAAGUGGAAAAAGUUGUAUAUCCAUUGGGUGACAUAACAGAUCCACUGUCUGGAAAGAAAGUUGUUGUCGGAAAAUACCGCGAUGAGAUUGAGGAAGCGAAUCGGUUGUAUGGUAAAUCUGAGAAGGCCUUCGACUAUGAGAAAGCGCCGCCGCGUGGACGAUUGGAGGGCACCAGAGACUUUACGCAUGGCGAAACCUAUAUUAAGUACCAUGAAGAUGGCAAGGAACAACCUUUUGCUGUUUAGUUCAUUAGUGUGACUCUUUUAAGAUAAAAAAUAUAAGUUGGAAAGUUCAAAUUUA
Molecule: messenger RNA, 652 nt
Organism: Rhagoletis pomonella (apple maggot)
Lineage: Eukaryota; Metazoa; Arthropoda; Insecta; Diptera; Tephritidae
Gene: mRpS17
Product: 28S ribosomal protein S17, mitochondrial
Exons: 2
Coding region: 130-597 (155 amino acids)
Biological process (GO): mitochondrial translation
Cellular component (GO): mitochondrial small ribosomal subunit; ribosome
Molecular function (GO): structural constituent of ribosome
Source: RefSeq, a predicted model, not a curated record